Adineta ricciae is the source of this 1197-nucleotide messenger RNA. NCBI's taxonomy places the organism in Eukaryota, Metazoa, Rotifera, Eurotatoria, Adinetida, Adinetidae. The record is from the annotation of a GenBank genome assembly.
AUGACAUUCGGUGGUCUACUGAUCAAUCGUCGAACUCGACGAGAAUAUCGUCUCGAUGGAUGCCGUCGAUCGCGUACCAAACCUGUUCUACUAAAUCUUGCUCGACCAUUUCUAUCACUCAUCACUCGUCAACAAUUGCCGAACGUCGUCGAUUUGCGUCCUUAUCUAAGUCCGAUCGAAGAGCAAUCGGUCCUCGGGUCGUGCGUAGGAAAUGCUGUAGCAUCGAUCUUAGAAUACUUUCAUUUGUACACAACUGGUCAGGUGAAAAUCUUUAGCCGAUUGUUUAUUUACUACAACGCUCGAAUGAUGGAUGAUGAAAUAAAUAAACGACAUGCGACUGAUAGUGAUUCCGGAGCGGAUUUACAAUACGCUCUUGUCAGUUUAAUUACUUAUGGAUGUUGCGAAGAGCAGUUCUGGCCAUUUUAUGAACAUUUGAUUAAUAUACAGCCAACAGAUCAAGCGUAUGCAAACGGUCAACUGUAUCGUUUAAAAGAAUUCAGUCGUCUUUCGAAUAACGUCGAUCAACUGCGACAAUGUCUGGCUCAAGGUUAUCCAUUUCUCAUGGCGAUAAAAAUCUUUCCUUCAUUUGCUUCGGAUCAUUAUGGACACAUUCCAAUGCCUAAACGUUAUGAAAAACCAUCUCAAUAUCGACAUGCUGUCGUGUGUGUUGGUUAUAUUCAUUCGGAAAGAGUUUUUAUUAUACGCAAUUCACAUGGACUCAGUUGGGGUGAUCAGGGAUAUGGUUAUUUGCCUUAUGAUUACGUUACAGACAAAGUCUUAACUCAAGACCUUUGGGCAAUAAAAUCAAUUCAAAAUAUGAUGGAAAUACCUGCUGAACAGCACAUCGCAUGGAAUAAUUCACUAACAUUAGCGAAAUCAGCCAAUCCAAAGGCUCUAGCUCAUGAUGAAUCCGAUUGUGAUAUUGUGUACGCCGAUGGAGAUCAUAAUAAUACUGACGAACAGGAAUCAGAAGAAACGGACUCGCGUACGCAUCAUCAUCAUGCACAUGCACAAGAAAGUUUAGAUGAACUUCCACUCUCAUCCUCUCAACAGCAUUUGACUCCACAACAAUUUGUCCCGUAUAUGCCUGUGUUUCAAAUUCCUCAACCAACACUCUACACACCUAUACCAAACAUGGGAUCAUACGGUUAUUAUCCAACAAUAUAUCCCUCUGUACCUCACUUUCCGCCAUACUGA